Molecule: messenger RNA, 948 nt
Organism: Acanthosepion pharaonis
Lineage: Eukaryota; Metazoa; Mollusca; Cephalopoda; Sepiida; Sepiidae
Source: the annotation of a GenBank genome assembly
AUGACGACAUCUCUUUCUCCUCCUUCGUGCCAUUAUUUCCACGCCAUCUUAACGCAAGCUUUUAUUUCUUUCCGCAUUUUCUACUUCCUUCUGAGAGUCCUCCAUUUUUCAUCAAUCACAUCUUCUUUUCUUUCUUCUUUAUCAUCUUUUCUUCUUUCAUUUUCUUCUCUUUGUUCUUCUUUUUUUUAUACUUUGUGUUUUUAUUUUCUUUUUUCCAUCCAUUCUCCAUUUCUUUUGUACUGCGUUCUUCUUUCGCUUUUUUACUUUCUUCUUUUUAAUUCUUUCUUUAUGCUUCUUUUCUCAAUUUCAUUUUUUCUUUUCUCCUUCUCUUUCUCCUUUUCUUCUUUUCAUUCUUUUACGUCCAGUCUCCUUUCCUUUCUCUUUUCUUCCUUUUCUUCCUUUCUUCUUCAUCCUUUCUUUCGGCAUAUGCUUAGUUCUUUUCUUUAUCUGUUGCAUCUUUUUCUUCCUACUUUUAUUCUUUUGCUUCUUUUCUUUUUUUCUUUUUCGUCAUCUCUUUUUGCUUCUUGUCUUGUUUUUCAUUUUUUUUCUUUUUUUGCAUUAUUUCUUCUUUUAGUUUUUUCUUUUAUCUCUUCUACCCUUUCUUUUCUUGAUCUCUUUCCUCUCUCCUUUUCUUUCUGUUUUUCUUCUUAUUUCAUUCUUUUUUUAUUUUUUAUUCUUUACUUAUUUUCUUUCCAUGUCUUCUUUUUCUCCUUUCUAUUGAUUCUUUCUUCUUUUUUGUAUUUCUUACAUCUUUUCCACACAUUUUCCUUUUCUUUUCUUCCUCUGUCCUUUUUCUUCAUUUCAUUUCUUCCUUCGUUUUCUUUUUCUUUCUUUCUUUCUUUCUUUCUUUCCUUAUAUCCAUUAUUUCUUCUUUUUUCUCUUUACUUUAUUCAUAUUCUUCUUUUAUUUCAUUUUUUUUCUUACCGCAUUUUCUCUCACAGUAAUUAA